AUGUUGUUCUUUUUAAGUUUGUUCGUGGCUGCGUACGCGCAGGAUCAAGAUAAGCUCACUGUAAACACGACGCAAGGUUUCGUCAUCGGAAACCGUGCAGCCGAUGGAAAUUAUUACACGUUUUAUGGGAUACAUUAUGGUGGUUCUACGGCUGGCGAAAAUAGAUUUAAGGCACCCACACCUCCACCAGUUUACCCGGGUGAAUAUCACGCCAUAGACAACAAUAUUAUAUGCGCACAGCCCACACAAAGAGGUCUCGUAGGAGUCGAAGAUUGCUUAGUCCUCAAUAUAUUCACACAAAACGCUACCCAAAGCAACAGGCCAGUAAUAGUUUGGCUCGAAAGCGAAGAAUACACCACGAGCAGGCAAGAAUCUUACUCUUUCAAAAAGUUAGUGGAAGAGGAUCUCGUGGUCGUCUCAAUAAACUACCGACUAUCCAUAUUUGGAUUCCUCUGCUUGGGAGUACCAGAGGCUCCCGGGAACGCUGGUAUAAAGGAUGUGAUACAAGCCUUGAACUGGAUUCAGAAAAACAUUGCAAAUUUUGGAGGAAAUCCGAACAACACCGUGCUUCUCGCUCAUGGUUCGGGUGCAGCUAUAGCCGAUUUGAUUACGUUAUCGCCUUUAUCGCAAAAUUUAGUGCACAAAGUUAUAGCCAUUAGUGGAUCAGCUUUAUCGCCCUGGGCUGUAGCGUACGAGCCAGUAAAUUAUGCGGAAGCCUUAGCCGAAAAACUGUCUUACAGCGGUAAAUCGAGGGCAGAUUUGGCAAAAUUGCUAACGUCAAGUGACACCACUAUUAUUAUUCCCGCACUAAAUGAUUUUAAAUUCUUUAACAACACCCCACUAUUCGCUCCAUGUAUUGAGGACCCUAGCCUAGGUGAAGAUAGGGUAUUGACAGAUGCGCCAAUAAACAUACUUAGAAGUGGCAAGUAUAAUCACGUACCGUAUAUUGGCGUAUUUGUUGAUCGUGAAGGGACAAUGAGAGCGAAAGAGGCUGCAGUGGAUAAUUGGUUGAGUGUAAUGGAGAGUAAUUUUACGGAUUUCGUUCAAGUCGAUUUAAAAUUCGAUGCGGAACAAAAUAAAUCAGCUGAAGUCGAAAAGAUUCGUGAAUUUUACUUUGCAAAGCGCGCUAUUAAUAUGGAAACGAUUGAGGACUUUCUAGACUACCAAGGCGAUACUUUAGCCCUUGUUUCUGUGAUAAGAGCAAUUGCGGAAAGGGCUAAUACUUCAAAAGCGCCCGUCAGACUAUUGGAGUUCGCUUAUAGAGGAACACAUAAUUCAGACUGGGCAUAUCCACAGAUCCCGCUCAAGGGUGCAAGACACGGAGCUCUACUGAACUAUUUAUUCGACUUCGACUUACGUCCGUCUGAUGUUGUUUUGCAGGAGUCGAUCAUACGACGAUUUGUAUCAUUCGCGAAAGACGGAGAACCGAAUCCCACAAACUUCGUAAAUCCAGGUCUCAAGUGGAACCCAUACACUCCUACAUCCAAUAUUGCAUUGCGUAUAAGCGGAGAUGACACGAUAACUGCUGGAAGAAGCUUCCAAGAAGAAGAAAGAUUGAAUAUCCAUCAACAAAGAAUGGAGUUCUGGAAUAACAUGUACCAGAAGUUCUACUAUCCACCACAACCUACCUCGUCAGCAGGACAGCUGCUACGUUUCACUUUUAUUGUUAUGCUCAGCCAACUAAUUAUUAAGUUACUUUAA
Messenger RNA from Leptosia nina, 1701 nucleotides. The record is from the annotation of a GenBank genome assembly. NCBI's taxonomy places the organism in Eukaryota, Metazoa, Arthropoda, Insecta, Lepidoptera, Pieridae.